AUGCUCAUCCUCGCGCUGCCCGGAUACAACACUUCUCGAAAACCUGCAGCAGUUCUGCACACACCCUUUGCGGACGAGUGGACGCCCGUUUUGCCUUGGCCGACUUUCGAAGCUACCCGCAGAUCAGAGCUUAUGACUCUGCGAGAUCUGUAUGCUCUUGUGGGCGCCGGCGUCAAAUGCGCCUUCUUCAAAGCCAGCAAGCCAAGUGUCACGCUCGUUCAUCAGUGGACAAAUGUCAGCGAUCCAGACUGGCAGCAUCUGCGCGCCAGCUUGGCUCGUGAACUGCCAGAAGGCUCUGCUCAUCGCGCGGCACAUCUGCAGAGUGACUAUACCAGGCUAUCGGUAGAUUCUUUUACAUCCUCCCUGAAUGGCAAAGUCCACAAACUCGUCAUAGGCGCAUCGAACAACUCGCACGGGCAAAGACUGCGGUGGGCAAAGCGGCGAGGCUCUCACUUGACGCACCAAGCCAGCCUGUUCAACAAUACGUUCGCGUUGCCUUGUUUUAACAUUCGAGCGAUCGAAGCUCGACUUGCAUCAACAUCGUGGCAAACAGAUUACGUCAUCUUUGCCAGUCAGAGCGUACUUCUGAGCAAGAUCAGCUCUGAUGACUUUGUUUCGCCCGCUUCUGGCAGCGUACUUCGUAUCGAUCCGAAGCUCCUCGUCAAGGCUAUCGAGCCAGACAAGAACCAUGCAGAUCCAAACAGCGAAUGGUACAGUCUUGGCUAUACAGCCUAUCUGCUCAAUCAGCGCUUCGGGAUCCGCGAGCGUCCAGCCACAUCUAGGGCACCCCUGGCAUACUCCACGAUUGUAUUGGCGGAACUAGCAAAAGUCUGGCCUGAUGAGUUCGAGCAGACGUCACAAUCGCGCUGGCCAGGCCUACACAACGAAAUCCACUUGCCCUUCCUUUACACGCACUACGUCGUGGAAAGACAUCGCGAAACAAUGUUGGCAGGUUACCUUAUCUACAGACGUGAUCCACGUCGGACCGGCUUGCUCGAUCUCAAUGCGCAACUCGCCAUCUUGGAUGAUGUUCGGCGCGCCGGACCUCGACUACGGCCUUCUGACACUGAUACGAUUCUCAUCAUGCAGCCUUUCCGCGGGAGCGAUUCGCGAGCUAACACGACUUCGGGCGCGACAAAGUAUCGCUUUCACAGCGAACAAGGCUAUGCCAAUUUUGUGAACGACGACAUACGCGCUCGCGAAGCUAUUGAGACCGGCCAUCAUACUCGAGAGCAGCUCGGUACAUUCAAGGGCAGGCGGCAGAAUCACAACGAUCUCAUACGGUACAACUUCAAUUACCGCUUCAUGCCUGACCGCAUCUUGCCUAGCUAUAAACAAGCCGACAAUCGGUCAAUCGCAUGCACAAUGUCACUCCCGAUCUGCUUCGGUGAAGAUUUUGCAACAGCGCACAACCUCUCAGCGCAGGUCGUCUUUCGCAGGAUUGCGUUCGAGCAACCGGAAUGCGGUGACUGUCUCAUCGUCGCGUUGCUCAGUCUCAGCGGGCUGAAAGGCUUGUCGGCUGUGCUACCCGAUUACGAGCUUCUAUCACGCCAAGCAAAUGUGUGCGGAGAUGACGAGAUCGACGCUACGUCUAUCACGCCGAGCAGCGAGCCAAGAUUUUCAGGUCGAGAUUGGACAACGAUCGACUUUGGCGCGGAGGAUGCUCCUUCAGGCUUCGUUGCCGAAGACUUGCACCGCUUUGCCUACUCACUCGGAGAGACGAGCUUUGAGAAGAUCUCGUUUCGCUCCAAAAACGCAGAAGCGCAGCUAGCUCAACUCAAAGAGAGGCACUACAAAGACACGUUGCCAACUUUUGCGCAACUCGAAGAUCUGGCUUCUACAAGUCUGAUCGAGCAAGCGAGACUCGACGUGUCUUCUCAUCGCUCCACUUUGACAUCAGCCAUGAAGCGCAAAGCACGCGAGCUCUUGCUCAAUGGGAGGCAGACCUUCCUUUCUCAGCUCUGGACCUAUCUGACGCAGCACCCGCACUGCGCUAUGAUCUACUGGAGCCCGGACGGUCGAGAACUCAUCCUCGCAGAGGAAGAUAUCUUCUUUUCGACGGUCUGUCAGGACCUGUGGCGCAUGACCGGCAUCUCCUCAUUCUACCGCCAAAUGGCUAUCUACGGCUUCCAUCGCACCGUCCCGGCUAGUAAAGCCGCUUAUCAUCUACUCAACGGCAAGAAACGACGUGGUUCUGAUGUCCACGGCAAGGUCUGGCGGCACGACACCCUGACAAGAGAUAGUACAGUGGCCGAUCUAGAGAGGAUCAAGAGGAACGCACCUGAUCCGUACAGACGCAGCAAAGCGAAGAGAAUCCGCAAAAGCGCUCGUCGGAACGAAUCGCCAGCAUCGUAUCGACCUCAUCGUCAGACAGCUAUGACCAUUCACAAGGCAGAGACAGACUCGCUCACGCUACUCAUAAAGCGCCAACCGUCUGAGUAUAUGUCGGCGAGGUCGUUCCCCGAUGGACGGACGCGAUCUUCCGCUCGCAUCGCUCAAGAAGUACUCGCUUCAGACAUCUCCUCCGGCUCAUUGACGCCUAUCGAUCAGCUUCAAAGUCUUGCGCCUUCGCGAGCGUCGAGCGUCACGCUCAGCUUAGCAUCUACCAGUUCAGCCGAAUUCGAGCAGCCCACCGAGUUUGCGCGAUCGCCGCUCGACGGGCUCGUCGAGUCGGAUGAUAUGCCUGUGGAGUCACAGCCACUGGAGAGCGAGCAUCUUUCAUCGACCGGCACGAGCGCUCCCGAGUACUCGCAGGCCGAGGCAGAGUCAUCUUCGCUCUCUGGCUGGUCAGAUCAAGACACAUCGCCCGAAUGUCAAUACAGCGCUCCGCCUGCGCUCGUCGGACGAAUACCCCAGCUCUACGCAAGACAUUCGCCUCUCUGGGCAACUCCACCUUGCGCUCAAUCUAGUCAUGCACCUUUUGCGUCAGCUCAAGCACUGCGAGCUCUGCGAUCUAGUCCGAUGAUGCUCCUCUCGCCUUCUUUUGCCACUUCGACGCGACAGACACCAUAUGACGCCUUGAUUGCUGCUUACUCUCCUGCGAAUGCAUCCGCUCCGCGUGCUUCGCCCUGGCGAGCCUCGCAACAUGCGUAUGUUACGCCGCAAAGCUAUGCAGCUCCAUCGCAUGCGCUCAUCCAGCCAUCUUAUGUCAGUCAAUCGCCAAGCAGCAGUGCAACGCUCAGUCCGCUCCAGGCUCGGUCUCAGCUAUACUCACCUGAUGCGAACAGACGAGUGGCAUUGCCUCCACUGUCUUCGCUUUACAAAUCUACGCCUCAUUCGAGCGCCGUGUCAAGGUCAUCACCGUGGCAUUCGCCUCUUGCAAUGAUGGCCACACGCAGCGAAGCGACCGCAUAUGCCGAGAGCUGUGAACUCAGACAGCCUAUGCGUUUCGAGCUGUCAUGCGCCCGCGGAUCAUCUACGCCUUAG
Messenger RNA from Mixia osmundae IAM 14324, 3426 nucleotides. RefSeq lists its product as uncharacterized. The record is from RefSeq and is a predicted model, not a curated record. Gene Ontology annotation, biological process: carbohydrate phosphorylation; regulation of DNA-templated transcription; N-glycan processing to lysosome. Gene Ontology annotation, molecular function: UDP-N-acetylglucosamine-lysosomal-enzyme N-acetylglucosaminephosphotransferase activity; sequence-specific DNA binding; DNA-binding transcription factor activity. The transcript is spliced from 6 exons. Gene Ontology annotation, cellular component: Golgi apparatus. The coding region runs from base 1 to 3426 and encodes 1141 amino acids. Lineage: Eukaryota; Fungi; Basidiomycota; Mixiomycetes; Mixiales; Mixiaceae.